UUCAUCCACAAUACGAGACUCUAAGAGCAGGAUGGCUAAAAGAAAGGCCAGUCCUGAAAAGAAGACCCCCGUAAAAAGAGGGAGGGUCACUGAGCAGGCUGCUCCUUCCACCAGCUCAGAUACACACCAGGUCAAAGCAGUGAAGCGUAAGGCCCAGCAAGAUGGAGCGGGCACAACCAGUGCACCGAAGAAGAUUAAACUUGCUGAGCCUACGAGUGAAGACAGGGAGCAAGCGUCUUCCUCUGUGGACACUGGUAAAGACUCUAAGAGCAGGAUGGCUAAAAGAAAGGCCAGUCCUGAAAAGAAGACCCCCGUAAAAAGAAGGAGGGUCACUGAGCAGGCUGCUCCUUCCACCAGCUCAGUAACACACCAGGUCAAAGCAGUGAAGAGUAAGGCCCAGCAAGAUGGAGCGGGCACAACCAGUGCACCGAAGAAGAUUAAACUUGCUGAGCCUACGAGUGAAGACAGGGAGCAAGCGUCUUCCUCCGUGGACACUGGUAAAGACUCUAAGAGCAGGAUGGCUAAAAGAAAGGCCAGUCCUGAAAAGAAGACCCCCGUAAAAAGAAGGAGGGUCACUGAGCAGGCUGCUCCUUCCACCAGCUCAGAUACACACCAGGUCAAAGCAGUGAAGCGUAAGGCCCAGCAAGAUGGAGCGGGCACAACCAGUGCACCGAAGAAGAUUAAACUUGCUGAGCCUACGAGUGAAGACAGGGAGCAAGCGUCUUCCUCUGUGGACACUGGUAAAGACUCUAAGAGCAGGAUGGCUAAAAGAAAGGCCAGUCCUGAAAAGAAGACCCCCGUAAAAAGAAGGAGGGUCACUGAGCAGGCUGCUCCUUCCACCAGCUCAGAUACACACCAGGUCAAAGCAGUGAAGCGUAAGGCCCAGCAAGAUGGAGCGGGCACAACCAGUGCACCGAAGAAGAUUAAACUUGCUGAGCCUACGAGUGAAGACAGGGAGCAAGCGUCUUCCUCCGUGGACACUGGUAAAGACUGCAGUCAAAACACAAAGGGGUGCACAAAAAAUGGCAGAAACAAGUCUGCGGGAGACAGCAAAGAGUCACCCAAGAAAAAGAAAAAGGACAAAACCAAAAACGUCGUCCAAAAUCCAGCAGCCGACCAGCAACGGGAAUACCAAGCCAGAUAUGUGCAGGAGCACCAUCUAGGAAAUGGCGGCUGUGGAGCAGUGUUUGCUGGCUACAGGAUAACAGAUCAUUUCCCAGUAGCCAUCAAACACGUUCCCAAGAACAGAAUCCCAUCAAAGUGA
Messenger RNA from Maylandia zebra (zebra mbuna), 1264 nucleotides. Its product is annotated as serine/threonine-protein kinase pim-2. Gene Ontology annotation, molecular function: protein serine/threonine kinase activity; ATP binding. Gene Ontology annotation, cellular component: cytoplasm. Lineage: Eukaryota; Metazoa; Chordata; Actinopteri; Cichliformes; Cichlidae. The record is from RefSeq and is a predicted model, not a curated record. Gene Ontology annotation, biological process: regulation of mitotic cell cycle; negative regulation of apoptotic process; protein autophosphorylation.